UGGUAUCAUUUCUGAGGAGGUGAUAAGUGCUGGGGGGAUAAUUUGGCAAAGUAAGGGGGAGCUCAGUAUGGUUGAGAUUUUAAGUAGGGUUAUUUGUGGAGGAUUAUCCAUGGAAAAGGUGGUAUUUGAGCAAGGGUCUGAAGAGGGUGAGGGAGUGAGCUAUUUUGAAAUCUGGGGGAAGGGUAUUCCACGCACCAGGAGCAGCCAGUGCAAAGGGCCUGAGGUGGGACGGCUGGUUGUGGUUGCAGAACAGCAACUGGCAGUAGUUGUGGGGGGAGGUGAGGCCAGGAAGCUAAUGGGGUGAAUAGGCUAAGACCUUGUGGGCCACCCUUGAGGACUGGGACAUUUAUUUGGGGUGGUAAGGGAGAUGUGCACUCUCAAGUAGAAAAAAUUUUUAUAAGGCCUGCCUUAUAAAAAUCUUGAGUGGGACCCAUAGGGUCCCAACCUGGUUGAAACUUUCCAGGAGCCCUCAGGACAGCUGGUAUCCGUUGAGAUUCAGCACUCCCCACAACCUACCCAGUGGUUGGGUCUGGGCAGGACUCCCCUCUCCGUACACCCCUCACUUGAGUAGACCAGUGGGGUAGUCCACUUAGUCACCGUGACAAUGGUUGCUGGGGAAGGCGGGCGGGUCCUUAUGGUUGUGGGGAACAUUCUGCCUUGGCAGUUGGGGGGUGAUGUGGGGCUGGUGCCGGCGGAACAUGCCAUUCUAUGGGCGAGUCCAGGGCCGUAUUGGUGGCCCCUCAGUCCUGGGAGAGCGCCUCGCCCCACCCACAGCUGGGCCCAUCACCGCCACUGCACCUGAGAAUGCCUGCUGUGGGGGCCUUUGUUCCCACAGUGAGGCUGCCCCCAUAGAGGCCAACAGUCCACCAGUUGGGCCCUUGCCCUCAGCCAGCCACCCAGGCCUCAACACCCAGGUCGCCAUGGAUCGGAUGAAGAAGAUCAAGCGGCAGCUGUCGAUGACACUCCGAGGGGGCCGAGGUGUGGACAAGACCAAUGGUGCCCCUGAACAGAUAGGCCUGGAUGAGAGUGGGGGUGGCGGUGGCAGUGACCUUGGAGAGGUACCCACUCGUGCCGCUCCUGGGGAACCUCGCUCCGGACGGGGCCCACUCAGCUCUGCACCAGAGAUUGUACAUGAGGACUUGAAGAUGGGGUCUGAUGGGGAGAGUGACCAGGCUUCAGCCACGUCCUCGGAUGAGGUGCAGUCGCCAGUGAGGGUGCGCAUGCGCAACCAUCCCCCACGCAAGAUCUCCACCGAGGACAUCAACAAGCGCCUGUCACUCCCAGCCGACAUCCGGCUGCCUGAGGGCUACCUUGAGAAGUUGACCCUCAACAGCCCCAUCUUCGACAAGCCCCUCAGCCGCCGCCUCCGCCGUGUCAGCCUGUCUGAGAUUGGCUUUGGGAAACUGGAGACGUACAUCAAGCUGGACAAGCUGGGUGAGGGUACCUAUGCCACCGUCUACAAAGGCAAAAGCAAGCUCACAGACAACCUUGUGGCACUCAAGGAGAUCAGACUGGAACAUGAAGAAGGGGCUCCCUGCACCGCCAUCCGGGAAGUGUCCCUGCUCAAGGACCUCAAACAUGCCAAUAUUGUCACGCUACAUGACAUUAUCCACACGGAGAAGUCCCUCACCCUUGUCUUUGAGUACCUGGACAAGGACCUGAAGCAGUACCUGGAUGACUGUGGGAACGUCAUCAACAUGCACAACGUGAAACUGUUCCUGUUCCAGCUGCUUCGUGGCCUGGCCUACUGCCACCGGCAGAAGGUGCUACACCGAGACCUCAAGCCCCAAAACCUGCUCAUCAACGAGAGAGGAGAACUGAAGCUGGCAGAUUUUGGCCUGGCCCGAGCUAAGUCGAUUCCAACGAAGACCUACUCCAAUGAGGUGGUGACACUGUGGUACCGACCCCCUGACAUUCUGCUUGGGUCCACGGACUACUCUACCCAGAUUGACAUGUGGGGUGUGGGCUGCAUCUUCUAUGAGAUGGCCACAGGCCGGCCCCUCUUCCCAGGCUCCACCGUGGAGGAACAGCUGCACUUCAUCUUCCGCAUCUUGGGAACCCCAACUGAGGAGACGUGGCCAGGCAUUCUAUCCAACGAAGAGUUCAAGACAUACAACUACCCCAAGUAUCGAGCCGAGGCCCUUUUGAGCCAUGCACCCCGGUCCCCUUGUCCUUGCUGUAGACUUGACAGCGAUGGGGCUGACCUCCUCAACAAGCUGCUGCAGUUUGAAGGUCGCAAUCGGAUCUCCGCAGAGGACGCCAUGAAACAUCCAUUCUUCCUCAGUCUGGGGGAGCGGAUCCACAAACUUCCUGACACUACUUCCAUAUUUGCACUAAAGGAGAUCCAGCUACAAAAGGAGGCCAGCCUUCGGUCUUCAUCAAUGCCUGACUCCGCCAUCCGCUCUGCUUCCCCCUCCAGGCAGGCCAGCUUUCCGCGUGGUGGACACCGAGUUCUAAGCUGAGUUCUAAGCCACAGACCGAGGCCCCAGCAGGCAGCAGCUGGAGGGAUGCCACUCCCCUCACAGGGCAGCCCCCAGCCGCAUCCUCCUCGCUUGCUGCCUGCCUACCUGCCUGACUCAUGCUCGCCUGCCCACAUGUUCCCGCUGCCUGUCCGAACACCCGACCAUUGGCCUGUCAGCCCACCCAUUGGCCUGUCUGCUGGGUGCUAACAAAGCUCUCAUCGCUCCUUCGCCUGGUUUGUCUGUCUUGUCUGUCUGUCUGUCUCUCUCUGUCUCGGUAGUUGCCGGUGGACAGCAUGGCCCUGCCAGCCUCCCACGCUGAGGCCAGGCCUUUCCCCCCCUCCCCAUCAUACCUUCCCCCAGGACCACUACCCCACGGUCAGCCAGGGGUCCGGAGCUAGCCUGGGCUGGGGGAUCUCGACUCAGGAUGUGGCAAUGCCUUGGGUCUGAGGCUUCCUCUGCCUGCUUUCUUGCCUGCCCCACCUGCCUCAUGUUGUGUGGGCCUUUUUUUAUUUGUUUCAUUCAUUGUUGUUUUUAAUUAUUUUAAAUGAGGUUUUCAUUUUUUAAAUGCAAUAUCUCUGUAUACAGACUGGCUGGGCCCCACCCCCUGCGUGUGGCCCUCCCACAGUAUUUUGUGCAAUGAAGCCCCGCUCCCAGCCUUUCCAAGGCAGGGACACAGCCCCUAUUUGGAACCCUGACCAUCACCAGACCCUGGGGUCGGCUAAGGGAAAGCAUGCCUUGACCAUUCGCCUUCCUACCCCCCCGGCCCGCCAUCCUCGGCCACAGGGGGACCUGUGGACUACCGGAGACUCUCUGGGAGGUGGACGAGGUGGGGGGCCCCCACUCUUUCCCUCCUGCUGUCCCAUAGCUGGGGCCUCCUUCCUUCUCAGGGUCUCCUUAACCCAACCCUCCCGCCCCCAUCCCACUCGGUGCUGUUGAGUAGGGCCCUGCCAGGAACUGACCAACUCUUCAAGGAGCCAUAGUGUGUAUAUGUGCACAAGCAGGGGCAGAGGGGUGCAUGGGGUCCGGGCCCAGGUGUUAUCCCUGAACCCCUGGGGAGGGUGAGGCAGGGCAGGGACAGUGUCUGGGGUCAGUCCCAGAUGGGUGGUUACUUCCCCGUCCUCCACUCUAAACCUGGGGCCCUCAAAUGGGGUGGGAGGGCUGGGGUGGGGGCCCUCCUAGUGGGGUUUGGGGGGUUGGGUUCCUGAAUGCACCAUAAUCGCUGUAUGAAAUAUUAAAAAGUCUAAAGUGAAAAA
Molecule: messenger RNA, 3715 nt
Organism: Mustela erminea (ermine)
Lineage: Eukaryota; Metazoa; Chordata; Mammalia; Carnivora; Mustelidae
Gene: CDK16
Product: cyclin dependent kinase 16
Exons: 16
Coding region: 675-2462 (595 amino acids)
Biological process (GO): exocytosis; protein phosphorylation; neuron projection development
Cellular component (GO): cytoplasm; synaptic vesicle; nucleus
Molecular function (GO): protein kinase activity; ATP binding
Source: RefSeq, a predicted model, not a curated record